Messenger RNA from Drosophila kikkawai, 2914 nucleotides. RefSeq names its product Isoleucyl-tRNA synthetase, mitochondrial (gene IleRS-m). The record is from RefSeq and is a predicted model, not a curated record. NCBI's taxonomy places the organism in Eukaryota, Metazoa, Arthropoda, Insecta, Diptera, Drosophilidae. Gene Ontology annotation, molecular function: ATP binding; isoleucine-tRNA ligase activity; aminoacyl-tRNA deacylase activity. Gene Ontology annotation, cellular component: mitochondrion. Gene Ontology annotation, biological process: mitochondrial translation; isoleucyl-tRNA aminoacylation.
GUGCCGGCGCUGUUACGUUUGCUCUCUUCCUCUUCUUCGGCUGCAAAAUGCUUCGUGUUUUCAAUUUUCGCAUUGGAAAUCGCUUAUAUUGUGUGAAUGCGGCUAGGAAAGAUGCAAAAAAGUACACAGACACCAUUAACCUGCCGAGGACGAAGUUUCCCAACCGUCUGACAGCAGCCAAACGGGCGGAACAGGAGCGUCUGGUCUUGGAGGGGAAGAUUGCAGUGUCCUAUGAAUACCAAGAGCAGCAGCAGGAACUGGAAAAAAGGCUACCCACCUUUGUGCUGCACGACGGGCCACCCUACGCCAAUGGCCAACUGCACAUGGGCCAUGCCGUCAACAAGAUCCUGAAGGAUGUGACGCUGCGACAGCGAGUGGCCCAUGGCCAGCAAGUCAACUACAUUCCCGGCUGGGACUGUCACGGCCUGCCCAUCGAGCUGAAGGCCACGAGUGCUGCUCCGGGGCAAAAUGCCCUGGAAAUCCGGCAAAAGUCCCGCGCCUUUGCCUUGGAGGCCAUACAGUCGCAGAAGGAGGAGUUCAGCAGCUGGGGUAUACUGGCCAACUGGCGCAAGAACGAUAUAUACAUGACCUUCCAGCCAGAAUUUGUAGUCAAUCAACUGCAGAUGUUCUGCGAUCUCUAUGACAGGGGUUUGGUCUAUCGGGACUUGAAGCCAGUCUACUGGUCACCAUCGUCCAGAACAGCACUGGCGGAGGCGGAACUGGAAUAUGACCCCAGCCACACAAGUCCCUCGGUCUAUGUCAGAUUUGCCCUCAACCCAGACGGACUUGAAGUAGACGCCAAGCAGAUUUAUGCACUCGUAUGGACCACAACUCCCUGGACACUGCCGAGCAAUCAAGCCAUCUGCUACAACGAGUCUCUGGAGUACGUGUUGGUGAGGCUCCAAGGCCACAGCCCAGACGACCUAUAUCUCAUGGCCUCGGCUCUAAUGGCAGACUUCGAGGCCAACACGCAGCUCAAAUGCGAGGUGAUCCACACCCUGAAUAGCAGCUCCUUAAGCAAGCUUACCUACAAGCAUCCCAUAGACCAGGAACAGUCAGACUUGCCCUUCUUCGAAGCCAGCCAUGUGCAGGAUAGCAAGGGCACGGGUUUGGUUCACACAGCACCUGCCCACGGGCCGGAGGACUUCCUGGUCAGUUUGGCCAGAAAAAUACCCGUCAAGUGCUUGGUGAACGAGGAGGGUGUUUACACCAAGGAGGCUCCCAGCUUUCUAAGCGGACAAUCAGUACUGGAUCAAGGAAAUCCUUUAGUCCUACAGCACAUAGCCAGGGAUGUGGUACAUUCCGCCAAGCUGGAGCAUUCGUAUCCCAUAGAUUGGCGCACCAAGCAGCCGGUGAUCAUUCGGGCCAGCGAGCAAUGGUUCAUCAACACGGAGAAACUAAAGACCCCGGCUGCCGAGGCACUGGAGCGAGUUGAGAUCUAUCCCCGAACAAAUGCCGAGGCCAGCAAAAAGGCAUUGCUCACGCAGCUGCAAAAGCGUCCCUACUGGUGCGUUUCCCGGCAGCGGGCGUGGGGCGUUCCCAUACCCGUUUUUUACAGCAGGGAAAGUGGCAAAGUGGUUAUAAGUUCUGCUUUAAUAGAACACCUCUGUCAGUUGUUGCGUCAAGAGGGUUCCAUGGACUUUUGGUGGUCUAGGAAGAUAGAGGAACUUGUACCGGCUGAUAUUGCCCAAGAACUAGGCUAUGACAUCAAAGAUCUGAUCAAGGGAAGUGAUAUUCUGGACAUUUGGUUUGACUCUGGCAGCACUUGGUCGGCAGUGCUAAAGAAGGAUAAAGUGGCUGAUCUUUAUCUGGAGGGAUAUGACCAAUUCACAGGCUGGUUUCAGUCCUCACUGCUCAUGAGCAUAGCUGCUCGAGGAUGUGCUCCCUACAAGGCGCUCUUUGUUCAUGGCUUUACAGUGGACGAGAAGGGCCACAAGAUGUCCAAAUCUCUGGGCAAUGUUAUCUCACCGAAGCAGAUUACCAAGAAGUACGGCACGGAUGCUCUGCGUUGGUGGGUGGCCUCCCAUGGCACCCAGCACAUGUCCAUUACGGUGAGCGAUAAGCUACUGCAGCAGGCAGCCGAGAAUCUGAGCAAGGUGCGCGGCACCCUGCGCUACCUGAAGGGUGUGAUUGGAGAGCAAGAAGCCAGCCAGGAGCGGGAACUUCUCCGCGAUAGAAGCUAUCUAAAUAGAUAUUUGCUGAGCCAGUUGGUGGAGUUUGAAUUGGAGGUGGCAAAGCUAUACAACGCCUACGAGUACAAUCGCGUGGUGGCCUGCAUCCAAAACUUCAUCGCCAAUCAGGUAUCUGCCGUCUAUGUUCAUCUCAUAAAGGAUCGUUUGUACUGUGGCGAUGAUCAAGAGCUACUUGCCAUUCGCCAGACACUCACCCAGUGCUACCGACAGCUGUGCAAAAGCCUGUGGCCCAUUGUGCCUUUUCUGGUAGAAGAAAGCUGGAGCUAUUACGAUAUAUCUGGCGGGGCUUUUCAUGAGCAGAGGGUCCAAGCGAAACCCGAAUGGGAGGACCGAAAGGCCACGGAGGUUGUGCAGGCAGCGCUGGAUGUUAAAAGACUCAUCAACCAGCAAGCUGGAGAGGUCAAUACCUGGCAUUUGGCUGUGACCAUCAAAGGAAGCCAGCUGAAAUUGCUAAAGGAACUGCAUCCGGCUCUGGACGAGCCCCUCAAUAAUUCCGAGCUGUGCGAGCUGCUCCAAGUGGGAGCUGUACGUCUCGUAGAGUCAGAUAAUAGCGACGUUAGCUUGACAAUUACUAAUUUACAGACCUCGUUGUGUCCUCGUUGUCGUCGCUUUAGUCUAAAUCCAGAUCAAGAGACCUGCCAGCGUUGCUCUGCGGUAAUGGACUCCAAGAACUAAGCCUUAAGUCACGUUGUUUUCUAGGUCUAAGGAAUAUAUAUUUAUGU